AUGGGAGGCGUGCGCUGGGCGUUCCAGUGUGGCUCGUGGACCCCGACCCGGCCUGAGUGGCUGCAGUGCGACGAGAAAGACCGAAUCGGAAAGUUAAUGUUUGCCAAAUCAGCCAUGGUGCGUUGAAUGUGUUAUUCCGAUAAUCCUUCUUUCUUCUAUGGUAUAAUGCCGUUCGCAACAAUUGGAUGUGCAUUCUGCCACCUACUGUGCGGGUGGAUAAUAAGGAUCCCAAAAAAACGUAAUAAGGUAAUAAUGUGGGUUAAAAAAAAAAUAUAUAUAUAUAUAUAUCAUACAAACUGUCUUAAUUAACUAAACAAAAUCAACCUGCUUUGGUGUAAAACACAAAUUCUAAUCAGGUCCCUACACAGGCUCAGAAGACAUUUCCAAGGUACAAUAGUCCUUGCAGUGCUUCUGCCAUAAAGUCUUGGAGCCCCAAAAACUUUGCGGCUGUAGAUAUGACAUCCAGCUUCUUGGACUUCUUAGACACGUGCUGUACAAUGAAUCACUGUGGUUAUAAAUGCCACAAAAUCCACCUUCUUCACAAUGUGUAUCCAGAUGACUUGAUUGACUUAAAACACUAGCAACUGGUUGCAAUGCAUCCACCGCCAUAUCUUCAACACUGUCGCCUCUUGCCCCUAAGACUAUCUUCACCGCCUCCACGUAGGAAAUCCGCUGCACAGCCCUGAUCCUUGACACUUCGGCCUCCUUCACCCUAACAGGGCACUCAAGGAAGAGUAUGAUCACCACCACAGUUGCAACAUUUUCCAUACACAGAUUCUUCAAUACCAUACUUCUCUCGUCUACAAACAUUUGACACGUGACCAUAUCCUUUACAAUUCCCACACUGUUAUGGUUUGGACACAAAUGCUCUCACCGCAUACCUCACAUAUCCAAACUUCACAUAUUCAGGUAGUCUCCUCAAACAGCAACAAUAUUGAUAGGCUUUUUUCCUUCCUCCCAUUUACUAUACAGGUCAGGUAAUAUGCCCUGACCACUCCUGGGAUUUUCUGACUAAGGUACUCGUCAUCUAUAUCCAACGAGACUCCAGCUAUAACUCCUUUGGCAGGCACCCUGCUCCGAAGAUCAAUACAUGUUACUUCUGACGUGGCCAAUUUUGCCACAUCCAGUGCACGCUUCUUCUGUUCUUCAUCGACACAAUUAACCAAAACAAUGCUGCUUCUAGUCACCUUUAUUGAAUCCACCUUUCCCACUGCUUUCUUCACAGUCCUCAAUAUUACAAAUGGAUUUCCCAAAUGAAUCUCCUUGUCCAAAAAAUGCAGUCCAAUGAGAAAUUAUUGGACCGGUCCUUGUCUUCCUCUACAACCUUCACUCAUUUUGUUCCGUUAUUUGAUUUCACUGUUUUCCGUUCAUUAUCACACCCUUCACUUGCCACACUUUCAGAUUCAAGCACAGUCACCAUUUCCUCCCACGAGCACUCCGCCGCCCCCCCCCCCCCCCCCCCUCUUUUGAUGAUCAAAUAACAAUUUCCAUGUUCUAGCUUUUUGUCACGUCCCAGCAGUUAUUGACGCUCUCUCCUUUUUCCCUUCUCGCUCAGGCUGGCAGGUUGGUGUUGAGGAGGUUGGUGUGUGACAGGAUGGGUGUUCCCUGGGCUGACAUUGGCCUGGAGCGUUCUCCCAGAGGAAAGCCCUACCUGGCCAACCCAGCCUGCUCCAGCCCUGAAGCCGGGGUCUGGAGUUCUAACACCUCCCACCAGGGUGACUGUGAUGUGCUGGCUGCAGAGCACGUGCUGCAGGUCGGGGUGGACGUGAUGAAGACCACCAUGCCAGGUGUAUGUGUGUCUGCAUGUUCAUGCACACUGGCUUUCUUUAGCGCUUUGAUGUUUGAUUAAAUAAGCAGCAUUGAGAAGCGCUCAUUUGGACAGUAAACUAUCUUACUUCAUCCUGAGUGAAACUUUCUCUCUCCCCUUUUCCUGUUUUGUGUGUGUGAGAGAGAGAAGUAACCCUUCUAUCCCGUAUAACUCCCCUGCUUGAGUCUCUCUAUUUCACCAUUCCCACCACAUAUCUCAUUUGGCGUCCACCUCUCCAUGCCUUCAGGACGCUAAUGUACUAACCCAGUCCUGUCAUCACCAAAUCCCCUUCAACUAGGCCUAGACCUCUUCAUCUGAAAAGGUUGAGCGCUCUACGUACCCUCAUUCCCUGGAGGAAAACCUUAAAACACGCACUUAACUCCCACAUUGCCCCCCAGGGAGAAUAACUAGCUAGGCCCUUUAAACCUUAUAGAUGGGCUGUCAUUCACAAAUCCCUAUAUCCAUUUUACAAAGACAUCAAAAGGAUUUCUUCCAAGUGUCAUGCAGUUCCUUUUUUCACCACAUGAUGCCACUGUUAUCUUUCAUAUUCUCUGAGCGGUUUGGCAGUGCUCUAUUACAGGGAUCUCUUUCCGUUCCCUCUGUGUGCUUAAAGAUGGUUGGAAGAGACAAAGUGAUGAUCCGAAACAAAGUAGGAGUGUCUGUGUGUUGCUUUUCUCUCCAUUUCAUUUCAACCUCUCCCCCCUCAACUGUUUUCUUACUGUCAGAGCUCAAACCCUCAGGUUUGUGUGUGUAUUUAAUUAUAAACCUGUGUUUCCCUGUACCCCCCUCUCUCUCCCUCCCUCCCUCUCGCUCUAGGUAGCAGUUCUGUCCCAGAGUUUUUCCAUAUCAUGACGAGGCAGUUCACGGUGUAUGAGUGGAGUGUUAUCCGCUGA
This is a messenger RNA of Coregonus sp. 'balchen', 2700 nucleotides long. The record is from the annotation of a GenBank genome assembly. Lineage: Eukaryota; Metazoa; Chordata; Actinopteri; Salmoniformes; Salmonidae.